AUGGCGGAAAUGCUCCUGAAGGCACAGAAGUACAUGAAUGCUGAAGAUGCUUUAGCUGCCAUAAAGGAUGCCGAGAAGCCAGGCGACAAGGCCAAGAGGGAAGACAAACGUAGGGGGCAGAAGAGAGAUCGACCAAAUCAUCGGAACAAUGACGGGAACAGGAGGAAAGAUGAUCAAAGUCCUCGGACGGACGAGCAUUAUCUCAAAUGGCCUAGACCAUUGCACUCAUCCCCCAAUGUCCGCGACAAGAACAAGUACUGCCGGUUCCACAAAGAUCACGGCCACAACACGGAAGAUUGCAGAGACCUAAAGGAGCAAAUAGAGGAGUUAAUAUGGAAAGGGAAGUUACAAAAAUAUGUGAAGAAAGGAGAAUAUAGCAAGUUCAGAGACGACAAUAAAAUCCAGCAUGAAUCCUUCUCCCGAGAUGACGACCGUCCGUCCCAGCCUCCACAUAAGGUGAUCGGGGAGAUAAACACGAUUACAGGAGGGCCGUUUUCAGGAGGGUCGUUUAAAUCACUCAAAAAGGCAUACCAGAGACAGGUUAACAGCGUCCACGCCGCACCCCAAUCCAAGCACCGACGAACAUAUCAGGACAUGUCCUUCAGUGAAGGAGAUGCCAUGGGAGUGAAGCAGCCCCACAACGAUCCCUUAGUCAUAAUGCUGAAUAUAGAAGGGUUCAAUACCAAGAGGAUCCUCGUCGAUAAUGGCAGCUCCGCGGACAUCAUCUACCUCAUAGCCUUCCAGCAGUUGAGACUAGAUCCAAAAAGACUGCGCUCUUUUGACUUUCCACUCGUCAGUUUAAACGGAGACAGGGUCUACCCCAGGGGGAUAGUGACAUUGACGGUAACGGCGGGGACCUACCCAAUGCAAUUGACCCGGCAAGUAGACUUCCUGGUGGUAGAUUGUCCCUCAUCCUACAAUGUCAUCGUUGGAAGACCCACGCUCAGCAAGUGGAAGGUGGCAACGUCAACCUACUGUUUGAAGGUAAAAUUCCCAACAGAUAAUGGUGUCGGUGAAGUGAAAGGAGAUUAA
Quercus robur (English oak) is the source of this 1032-nucleotide messenger RNA. RefSeq lists its product as uncharacterized. NCBI's taxonomy places the organism in Eukaryota, Viridiplantae, Streptophyta, Magnoliopsida, Fagales, Fagaceae. The transcript is spliced from 2 exons. The record is from RefSeq and is a predicted model, not a curated record. Bases 1 to 1032 code for a protein of 343 amino acids.